UAAUGAUGCACCGUUUAAUAUUGCGGGAACGUCGGAUUUCCGGAAGCGAUAUGGAAGACCAAAAUGUUGCAUGUCCCGUUUGUAAUAAAAAGUUUUCAUCCUCGUUCAUAACUGAACAUGUAAACCGUUGCCUGAACAAUGACAUAGAUGGCUGUAGUAAAGGUGACACUGAUCCUUCUCGGAAGAAACGGAAGUUACAUUCACCAAAUAGUGGGUGGGGUUUUCUUAUGUCAAAUGAUAAAUCCGAUAAAAGCUGCCUGUCAAAGAGACAAAAGUUGUCUCCGAGAACGGAAAUGCAAGAGAAAGAAGGAACAGUUAUAACCAUUGAUGAAGCUGAUGAUUCUGAUAUAAAAUUCAAAGUAUCUGAAAUAGUUGGUAAAAUCGGCAAAACUUCUGUUACAGAAUCUGAAAAAGUUGCUAGCAAUCCUAAAUGUGCGGCAGGUAACAGUAACCAGACUGGACCAGUUAUGGACAAUGUUGGCAACAAAGGGACAUCUGUAGAUAUGUCAAUACCUUUAGCAGAACAAAUGAGGCCUGCCUGUUUUGAAAAUUACAUUGGACAAGAUCAAGCACUGGGAAAAGAUAAGAUGUUGAGGUCCUUGCUACAAGGAGAUAACACACCAUCAAUGAUUUUAUGGGGCCCUCCUGGAUGUGGAAAAACAACACUAGCAAAAAUUGUCGCGAAGAGAUGCAAAGGCAGAUCAAGAUUUGUUCAGCUCUCAGCGACAUCUUCAGGUGUGAGUGAUGUUAAAGAAGUGAUCAAGAAUGCAAGAAAUGACUACAAGAUGUUUAAGAAAAGGACUAUUCUGUUUCUAGAUGAAAUUCAUAGGUUUAAUAAACUUCAGCAGGACAGCCUGUUACCAAAUGUUGAAGAUGGUACUAUAACAUUGAUUGGAGCAACCACAGAAAACCCUUCAUUCCAGGUGAACACAGCUCUCAUCAGUCGUUGCAGAGUUGUGGUUCUUGACAAGCUUGAUAAUGAAGCCAUCAUGACAAUUUUAAUGAGAGCUGUGGAAAAACUUCAGCUAAGAGUUGUUGAAACAGAUGACGAAUGCAAUGGAGAAAGUAGUGACAGAGGUGUAUCUAUAGAAAAAAAGGCAUUACAGUAUCUCUCAGCUAUUUGUGAUGGAGAUGCUAGAGCUGCCCUGAAUGGUCUACAGAUGACGGUACAGUCACAACUUCUGAAAUCUGACCAAUCAGAAUCUGUUUUACAACCAAAUACAUCAGAAAGAAAAUCAGGAGAAAAUGGGUACAGGAGAACUUGUGUAAAAAUCUCUGUUGAGGAUGUGAAAGAAGGAUUGCAGAGAUCACACAUUGCAUAUGAUAAAACAGGAGAGGAACAUUACAACAUUAUAUCAGCUUUACACAAGUCUAUGCGGGGAUCAGAUGAUAGUGCUGCCCUCUACUGGCUGGCCAGGAUGAUGGAAGGGGGAGAAGAAAUAUUGUAUAUAGCAAGACGGUUAAUAGAAUUUGCUAGUGAAGAUGUAGGUUUAGCUGACCCUCAAGCAUUGAUGUUAGCAGUGUCUACCUACCAGGCUUGUCAUUUCAUAGGAAGACCAGAAUGUGAGAAACCUCUAGCUGAGUGUGUGAUUUACCUGUCUAGAGCUCCAAAGUCAAUCGAGGCAUAUAAUGCUUACAGUAAGGCAAAAGCUUGUGUGCAGAAUCAUCAAGGCCCUCUUCCUGGAGUACCUUUACAUUUGAGAAACGCUCCGACAAAACUUAUGAAAAAUAUUGGUUAUGGGAAGGGAUACAAAUACAACCCAGCACAUAAAGGACCAGUGGAGCAAGAAUAUUUCCCAGAAUGUUUAGCUGGAACUAACUUCUUUAAAUGAAGCCUUAUGUACAUGGAGAACCUUUAAAAAUAACAAUUAUUAUUGUAUCAAAUUUUUAUUAGCCCACCAUCAUCAGAUGGUGGGCUAUUAAAAUCACUCUGCGUCCGUGGUCCGUCCGUCCAUCAUUCCGUCCGUCCGUGCGUCCGUCCGUUAACAAUUUCUCGUUAUCGCAUCUCCUCAGAAACUACUGGGAGGAUUUUGACCAAACUUUGUCAGAAUGAUGUAUUGGUACCCUAAAGUCUGUUCCAUUCCAAAGGUUUACCCCAACUUUGGAGUCAUAUGACAAAACUACGACAAUUACCGGCAAAGUAAACAUGGUUUGAUAAACUAAAAAAAAGUCACCCUCGAGAAAUUUAACGAUUUUUUUCUGCUUUGCCAAAUAUCCAAAUAAAUGACAAAUUUAUAUUUUCAACGGCAGUCUCCCAUUGUAAUUUCUUGUCGCCAUUGGAGUUUGCUCUCUAAAUUUGAAGUAUUGAGGGAAAAUUCUCGUGAAUUUUAUCGGGAGCGACUCAAAACUCAUUUCGUUCACAAUUCCCUACAAGUGAAUGCAUGAGUGAAAUGAAAUUUUGUGUUUAAAAAACAUGUUAUUUAGAUCUAGAAAAAAUGUAAAUUGACUCACUUUUAACCUAUCAAAGUUGUAAACACUCCAAAAUUCUUCCAAGUCUUCAAUAGCUCUAUCCAAUCCUCAAUGAAUCAGUUGUAAACAAACAAGCUCUUUUACACAUCGAUGAAAUUCAGGCAUCAAUCGCACCAUGCCCUUGAAACGAUGACUUGUUCAAUUUAACAUCAUUUCCAAACGCAUGGUUCAAAGAUAACCUGUAUUUUAGCAUCCUUAAUGAAGUAUUUACAGUCCGCCACAUAUCCAAUUUCUUUCACAAUGAACACAAUAUUCACCCUAUCGAGUCCCGGUUGUGUAUGCUUCUUUUUCUUUGAAAGAAACUUAUGACGUAUGAGAUAAAUGACGUAGUAUUGCUGGCACUAUGCAGAUUUAUAUGAGGCGCACAAGGGAAAAUUUACAUAGGUGUACAAUCAGCCGAUAGAAGAUAGAAAUCUUGACGUGUGUUAUGCUACACACUGGUUAUUCGGGUACCUACUCGUGUGAGCGAUACCGCCCUCGUGUGAUUAAUGUACAUGUUGGUGAACAGGAAAUUCACACCUAUGACAGGUAAUUAUUCCGUAUUUUACUGAAGAUUUG
This is a messenger RNA of Mercenaria mercenaria, 3027 nucleotides long. RefSeq names its product ATPase WRNIP1-like. NCBI's taxonomy places the organism in Eukaryota, Metazoa, Mollusca, Bivalvia, Venerida, Veneridae. Gene Ontology annotation, molecular function: ATP hydrolysis activity; ATP binding; DNA binding. The coding region runs from base 3 to 1832 and encodes 609 amino acids. The record is from RefSeq and is a predicted model, not a curated record. The transcript has 8 exons. Gene Ontology annotation, cellular component: nucleus. Gene Ontology annotation, biological process: regulation of DNA repair; DNA-templated DNA replication; DNA repair.